GCGAACAUUCUUCGCACCUGUGGCGCAAUUCAACAUAUUGUUGUAGUAAAUUAAAGUCAAACGAGACUAUCUAAAACCAAUAAUUUUAUACGUGGCAAUACGACGUUUCUUAUUUAUAUAGAAGCUUAUACACCCCACGUGGCACGGAACAUAUUAAUUUAUUUGUUUAAGAUAUCUAUAAAUAAUAUAUAUAAAUCGAGUGGGCUAAAUUCACAUAUUCAGUACGACGCGCUAAAGCAGGGCAAUCAGUACAUUGACCAGUGGCUGAGCGUUGUCUACAAUAUCCAAAAAAAGCAAUCAUGAACUUGUCCGUGAUCAUCUGCAUAAUGACGACCCUCUUGGGUCCAACCUUGGGAAAAGUAAUAAUGUGCUAUUUCGGAAGCUGGGCUACGCAUCGUCCCGGAAAAGGCAACUUCCAAGUGUCCGACAUCGAACCCAGUUUAUGCACGCAUUAUAUUUAUGCAUUUGUCGGUGUCACGGCAGAGGGAUCUAUCCACUUGAAGAAUAAGCGGGACCAUUUACCUACACAUGGUGAAAAGAAUGAUAUCGAAAAAUUUGCCGCUCUAAAGAAGAGGAACGGAGCAGUUAGAGGACUUGUUAGCAUCGGUGGAUGGGCAGGCACCGACGGCUUCUAUCUUGUCGUGAACAAUGCUACUUUACGUGCGAAAUUGGUUAAAAAUGCUGUUGCUUUUCUGGAAAAGUAUCAUUUGGAUGGAUUUGAUGUGAAUUGGGAUUAUCAAGGUCAAACUGGAGGAGUGGACCUUGACAAGAACUUCGUUGAGCUUGUGAAAGAAUUGAAGGAGGCAUUUGUAAAGAAAGAAUUUCUUCUAACUGCUGCAUUUGGAACUCUCAAACAUCAUGGAACUCGUGUAUACGACAUUCCAGCACUGAUCGGAAACUUGGAUUACCUUAUUGUCAUGAGUUAUAACUUGACUACUGCAUCUUCCUCUAACGUUGUAGAACAUCACGCACCGAUGUUUCCUGCCAGUAAUCAAAAGCCUAAUGCUACCUUAAUGCAGAACAAUGUAAAAGCGUGCGUCGAUUUCUGGCUGAAGAGUGGUGCUCCUGCUUCGAAAUUGGUACUUGGAUUGCCUCUUUAUGGAAAAACAUUCACAUUGGCCGAUGCUUCAAAGACUACACCCGGAAGUCCGUCAGCUGGUCCAGGACGUGCCGGCCCCUACACGCGCGAAGCUGGUAGCCUCGGUUACAAUGAGAUAUACGAAAAACAAUUAAGUGGAAAGUGGACUACUGUCUGGGAUGAUAAACGGAAAGUGCCUUAUGCUUACAGUGGAGAUCAGUGGAUAGGAUUCGAUAAUAGAAGAAGUUUAGCGGUAAAAAUAAAUUACGCUAAGAAGCAUGGACUCGCUGGCAUAAUGAUCUGGAACAUAGAUACUGAUGACUUCAGGGGAACUUGUGGCCACGGCCGUUAUCCACUUCUUAACGCUUCUAGGGCAGCACUCAAUUCUACUGCGGUUAUACAAGAAGAGAUACAAGAAGAUGUACAAGAUUCAAAUACUCCAUAGAACUAUGUAAUCUUUAUGGGAGAUGGAUUGUGGGAAAUAAAUUAUGCAUUAUAAUGUU
Molecule: messenger RNA, 1581 nt
Organism: Cephus cinctus (wheat stem sawfly)
Lineage: Eukaryota; Metazoa; Arthropoda; Insecta; Hymenoptera; Cephidae
Product: chitotriosidase-1
Exons: 8
Coding region: 300-1523 (407 amino acids)
Biological process (GO): carbohydrate metabolic process; chitin catabolic process
Cellular component (GO): extracellular region
Molecular function (GO): chitinase activity; chitin binding
Source: RefSeq, a predicted model, not a curated record